AUGACCCUUGUCCGAGUACAAACAGGUCGAUCCUACCUGCUGACUCUAACUUCGCAGGUCGAGUACUGUAACGCAAACAGCAUCGACUUCCUGGCUAUCAAUGGCGGGCACGGCCUGUCCGCAUCGCUUGGCACAUUCAACGGCAUCCAGAUCAGCAUGCGGCAGCUCGACAACAUUGACAUCCAACCCAGUAACAAGUCGGCCUGGUUCGGCGGCGGUACCAUCGUGGGCCAAGUAAUACAAACUCUCUGGGAUAAGGGUUUCGUCACCACUACCGGCGGGUGUGACUGUGUCGGCAUGCUCGGCGCCAGUCUUGGGGGUGGCCACGGCCGUUAUGAAGGCUUGUACGGCAUGAUCAGCGACAACAUGCUGCAGCUCAACGUUGUCUUGGCAAACGGUUCGGCCAUUCGCGUCAACGCGACGAGCCACAGCGACCUUUUUUGGGCCAUGAGAGGUGCUGGACACAACUUCGGCAUCGUCACGAGCUACGAAAUGAACAUCUGGCCCUCGAGCCCCAAGACCUGGCACUACCACAACUACGUUUGGCGUGGCGAGCACCUGGAGCUCGUAUUUGAUGCUCUCAACAAGUUUCACAACAACGGUUCGACGCCCGUCAACAUGGCCUUCAACUCUGGGAGCUUUGCUAUGAACACCACCAUAACCAACGAAGAGCCCAUCAUCAUGUGGUCAUUCGCCUACCGCGGACCUGCUGAGGAAGCUGAGAGACACCUCGCCCCUUUCAAUGCCAUAGAGGCGCCGGCUAUUCCGACCCAAUCUGCCUGCCAGCAUGGCAGCGUGCACAGCACGUCGACCGCAGGCCUGCAGGUGUACAACCUGACGGCAGAGCGUCUUAUUUGCGACGGAUUCAAGCGGCGCGUAGCCCAAGAUGCGGACCUUGCGGCCGGGACGGUGAUCAUUCACGAAGGCUACUCGACCGAGGGAGUUGACGCCGUCGACCCCGACAGCUCGGCAUAUCCGUUCCGCGCCGAUUACCACCUGAUGCUUUUCGACGCCGCCGUGCCGCAUGGACAACCGGCCCGUCAAGAAGCGGCCUGGGCCUGGGCCGCCGAGGUGCGCGACAAGUGGAACGAGGGCCAGCCGAACCGGGCUGUACACGCCUAUGUCAACUAUGCCACCGGCAUGGAGACUCUCGAAGAACGGUACGGCCAUGAUCGCUGGCGCCUAGAGAAGCUGAGGGACCUCAAAGCGCGCUACGACCCGAAAACCCGCUUUCGCUACUACAACCCCAUCGUCGUCGACUCACCCCAACACCGCCAGGGCAUGACGCAGGUGCGCAAGGCCAUGCACCACUUCGCCGCAGUAGCAGAGGCCAAUGUUAAUAGAUCUAGUCUUAUUAUCUCGGCCACAUUGGAGGCGCCCCAGAUCCUUGUCGACACCGUCAACCGAGACAUAGUCACGUGGCGGACCAUUUUUGACGAGGGAUCAUUGGUCAUCACCACCGAGGAUGCGGACAGAGGAAGACCCCGAUCAACGAAUGGUCCCAUAUACUGGAGUGUGAGCUGGGAGAUGGAGAUCAAGGCCCAAACCAAGGACGGUACAAUCCACUUCGAUCCCCAGGCAGCAGACGAAGAGAUGGCUGGCACCACUCAGAACAUCAGAAGCGAGAUGAUCCAGUCCCGCGUGUCGAAGCAGCUCAACAUCUUUAAGGCGACCCUGAAGCAGGGAUUCGAGGGCCAGUUCAAGUUCACCUACCCCGGUUACGGCCAACCCCCCGUCGCCUUCUCCGUCAAGGGCACCAACACGACCGAGACGACGCAGUACUUCUCUCAGGUGAAAGAUGGGCUUGGUGAUUUGAUAUGA
Molecule: messenger RNA, 1821 nt
Organism: Colletotrichum higginsianum IMI 349063
Lineage: Eukaryota; Fungi; Ascomycota; Sordariomycetes; Glomerellales; Glomerellaceae
Product: FAD binding domain-containing protein
Exons: 6
Coding region: 1-1821 (606 amino acids)
Molecular function (GO): FAD binding; oxidoreductase activity
Source: RefSeq, a predicted model, not a curated record